CUGCGUGUAAUAAUAAUAACAAAAAAAAAAAACAAGCUUCAAGCAAAAAGAUUACAGGUAAAACCUGCGCACUGGUUUCCACUGAACUCCAGCAGAGAAGCGCCAGAAACUGAGUGAAGAUGGGGGAAGAAACUGAGAGCUCAGUGAAUAGAGAGAAUCAGAUCAUAAAGGAUGAAAAUACAGGCACAUCGGAGGAGAGCGGUGUGAAAUACUACACAGUCAAAGAGGUUCAAGAUCAUAACAUGAUCAAAGACACAUGGCUCGUCAUCCACGAUAAAGUUUACGAUAUCACAAGUUUCAUGGAGGAGCAUCCAGGAGGUGAAGAGGUUCUGCUGGAGCAAGCAGGUUCAGAUGCGACAGAAAGCUUCGAGGAUGUGGGUCAUUCCACAGAUGCCAGAGAGAUGCUCCAGCAGUAUUACAUCGGGGAGCUCCAUAUGGAUGAUCGAAAGAAUGAAUCAAAAAAGGAUGUCUACAUUACAACUUCCAAGGAGUCAUGGUCAUUGACCACCUGGUUAAUUCCUGCCAUAGCUGCGGUGCUUGUGGGCAUCAUGUACCGUUACUACAUGCUGGAACACAAAUCGUCCUGAACUUUGUCACCGCUGUAUUUCUCUUGUCUGGAGGCCUUGACUUGUUUAAGUGAGUGAGCCUAUAAGAUCGCUCUCUAAACUCCUGCUCAUCCUUUCUUUUUUAGUUUCUACUCAUCUGACUGGAAAUGGUCCAUAGCCCAUUGGCUCAUUUUGACUGGGUUUUUCUACCAGCCUUCAGAAUCCACAAUUCUGUCUAGCCUGCAGGACUUUAUCUGCAGCAUUAUACUAUCUGUCUUUUUAAAUGUACUUGGAAAUGACUUCAACUCCUUUAAAUUAAUCUAGAGUGUAGUUGGAAAGGUCAGGUAUGGUCUAGCUUUUGCUGAUGGAUCCUAUUUUAGGGAGCAUUUUGACAAAUCGCAUGUCCUUCACAUAGCUGCUAGUUGAUGUUUG
Rhinichthys klamathensis goyatoka is the source of this 977-nucleotide messenger RNA. Its product is annotated as cytochrome b5. Gene Ontology annotation, molecular function: heme binding. The record is from RefSeq and is a predicted model, not a curated record. Gene Ontology annotation, cellular component: membrane; intracellular membrane-bounded organelle. The transcript is spliced from 5 exons. The coding region runs from base 120 to 587 and encodes 155 amino acids. NCBI's taxonomy places the organism in Eukaryota, Metazoa, Chordata, Actinopteri, Cypriniformes, Leuciscidae.